Molecule: messenger RNA, 2121 nt
Organism: Morus notabilis
Lineage: Eukaryota; Viridiplantae; Streptophyta; Magnoliopsida; Rosales; Moraceae
Product: WD repeat-containing protein 26 homolog
Exons: 5
Coding region: 214-1953 (579 amino acids)
Molecular function (GO): protein binding
Source: RefSeq, a predicted model, not a curated record
CCCGUUAGACUACCCAUCUCGCCCUCUACAAAUCUAUACAUAACCCCCACCUAGUUGGUUUUCUCCACGCAAAGAGAACUCAGUGUGUUGUCUUGUGUUAUUCUACCCACGAAGGAAUCUACUUCUUGCAAUUUACUAGAUUCAUUUUCGAAAUCAUCAUCGUUCUUGUUUCUGUACCCCAUUUAGUAAUAUAUGGGCUGAGGUGCACAUUUCAUGGGAGGUGUAGGGGAUGAAGAACCAGCGACGAAGCGCAUGAAAUUGUCCUCUGGGGAGUUGAGGAGUCUUUCCAACGGCACAUCUUCUGUUGAACCUGUAGCCGGCUGCUCUUCGAGAGGCUUGAUGGCUAGGCCCCUACAAUCUGCAGGGGACGACGAGGUUGUUGGCUCCAAAGGAGUAAUAAAGAGAGUCGAAUUUGUCCGAAUAAUCGCCAAGGCAUUGUAUUCUCUUGGUUACAAGAAAAGUGGUGCUCAUCUAGAGGAAGAGUCCGGAAUAUCUUUGCAUUCCUCUUCUGUAAAUCUGUUUAUGCAGCAGGUACGUGACGGUAACUGGAACGAAAGCGUGACCACAUUGCGCAAAAUUGGUGUACCCGACGAAAGCAUUGUAAAAUCUGCUUCCUUCCUGAUUCUAGAGCAGAAGUUUUUCGAACAUUUGGCUGGAGAAAAGCUCAUGGAUGCAUUGAAAACACUAAGGACUGAGAUUGCACCUCUUUGCAUUAAUGGUAGUAGAGUUCAUGAGCUCUCUUCAUACUUAGUUGCUCCUUCAUUGUUUGGUCAAAGUAAUGUUAGUAUGGUCAAGGCCAAGCCAAAGCUUCUGGAGGAAUUGCAGGAACUGCUUCCUCCAACAAUUAUGGUUCCUGAAAGUCGGUUGGAACAUCUAGUUGAACAGGCUCUUGUCUUGCAAAGGGAUGCUUGCUUCUUUCACAACUCAUUGAAUGAAGAAAUGUCAUUGUACACUGAUCAUUUCUGCGGGAGAGAUCAGAUUCCUUCUCGUACUCUACAGAUAUUACAAGAACACACUGAUGAAGUUUGGUUUGUGCAAUUUUCACAUAACGGGAGAUACUUAGCGUCAUCCUCCAAUGACAAAUCCACAAUAAUUUGGGAGGUCGAUGUGAAUGGUCGAGUUUCACUUAAGCAUAGAUUGUGUGGUCACCAGAAACCGGUGUCCUCGGUAUCAUGGAGUCCUGAUGACCAUCAGCUGCUCACCUGUGGAGUGGAGGAGGCCGUCAGGCGUUGGGAUGUUUCUUCUGGUGAAUGUCUCCUCGUUUAUGAAAAACCUGGUCUUGGCCUCGUGUCCUGUGGGUGGUUUCCAGAUGGAAAAUUGAUAUUCUCUGGUGUCAAUGACAAGAGUAUCUGCAUGUGGGAGUUAGAUGGGAAAGAGAUGGAGUGUUGGAAAGGGCAACGGACUUUAAGGAUAUCUGAUCUGGAGAUUACAAGUGAUGGGAAGCAGGUUAUUAGUAUCUCUGGAGAAACUGCAAUAUUGCUACUUGACAGGGAGGCUAAAGUGGAGAGAUUGAUCGAAGAGGAUCAAACCAUAACUUCAUUUUCAAUGUCGAAGGACAAUAGGUUCUUGCUGGUUAAUCUUCUGAACCAAGAAAUUCAUCUUUGGAACAUACAAGGAGAAAUAAAGCUUGUUACCAAGUACAAAGGUCAUAAACGCACUCGUUUUGUUAUUAGGUCUUGUUUUGGUGGGACCGAGCAAGCUUUUAUUGCUAGUGGUAGUGAGGAUUCACAGGUCUACAUCUGGCAUAGAGGAACAGGGGAGCUCAUCGAGGCGUUACCAGGUCAUUCAGGAGCUGUUAACUGCGUAAGUUGGAAUCCUGUAAAUCCUCACAUGUUAGCCUCGGCCAGUGAUGAUCGUACGAUUCGGAUAUGGGGCUUAAACAAUCUAAAUGUGAAGUCCAAGGGUAAGGAUGCACACAGCAAUGGCAUCCAUUACUGCAACGGGAAAACUUGAACUGAGGUCUAAUGAAAACAUAUAUUUGGUUACAACUUUCUCUGACCAUUGCUUUUAUGUAAAUACUCUAUCAUUGUCAAAACUUACAAUCAUCAGACAUUUAUAUCAAACAAGAAUGUGGACGAUGCAGCAAGUUUAUGAUAAUAAAUCUCCUGUUUUCAUUUUCUA